Molecule: messenger RNA, 239 nt
Organism: Funneliformis geosporum
Lineage: Eukaryota; Fungi; Glomeromycota; Glomeromycetes; Glomerales; Glomeraceae
Source: the annotation of a GenBank genome assembly
CUGAGCUGGAGGAGGAAAACUACCAUCUUCAUAGUGAAUUGCAAACAGAGGUAGAUCUUAACCGCCAGAAUGAAAGUCGAAUUAAUCAGCUGGAGAGAGAUUAUUCCCGGUGUGAACAGGAAAUCCAAAUUCUCAAUAGGGAAAUAGAGCAUCUUGAGAAUGCUUCGAAAGAAGAGAUAGUAGAGUUGAAGUCUGAAAUCUCCAGCCUAAAAAGUCGACUAUAUCAAGCUAAGAAGGAU